ACCCACAGCGACAGCCUAGGCAUGCCCGCGGGCGUUUCAUGGGGCCAGUACAUGAAGUUUCUGGGCAGCGCCAUGCUGGCCAUGAUGGCCGGCUCCCAGGCGGUGCAUCUGUACUACAAGCCGCUGGAGGACCUGCCCGUCUACAUAGAACGCGAGCGACAUCAGCUGGAGCCACCGCCAGGUGACACAAAAGCCAACAGUUAGAUUUAAGUGUCAUAU
Molecule: messenger RNA, 219 nt
Organism: Drosophila novamexicana
Lineage: Eukaryota; Metazoa; Arthropoda; Insecta; Diptera; Drosophilidae
Gene: sloth2
Exons: 1
Coding region: 22-204 (60 amino acids)
Biological process (GO): mitochondrial respiratory chain complex III assembly
Source: RefSeq, a predicted model, not a curated record